Molecule: messenger RNA, 669 nt
Organism: Cotesia congregata
Lineage: Eukaryota; Metazoa; Arthropoda; Insecta; Hymenoptera; Braconidae
Source: the annotation of a GenBank genome assembly
AUGUUUGGAGGAUCUGUUUACAAAUUCUUUGCCAUCGCUGCGGUUAUUAAUCAAAUUUUUGACUUGACGAAUGCGAGGCCCAGUCCUCGUGGCAGUAACAGCAAUUCUAAUGUAAAUAUUAACACAGUUUUAAAUUCCCAGCGGAAAUACCGAAGAGCGCAAGCUGCCGUAGAAAAGCAGAAUGCUGAUAAAAUAAUAGAAACUGCUGCUGUAGCAACGGCCGCCGCGGAUGCUGCUAAAUCCGCGACCAGAUUGCUGGCAAUGAGAUUGUCAGACAAGGCAGCGGACGCGGUUGCCGAUGCUGUUGUCAAAGUAAUGACAGAAAAUUCUAGCGAGCCGGUGCAAACUGUCGCUAAAGUAGCAGCAAGAGCUGCAGUUGCUGCGAACAACAGGAAGGAUACUGAUCCUAAAACUUCUGAGGAGGCCACUGGUCACUCAGAAGGAUCAACUGUGCCUCCAGACAAUGUAGCGAAAGAAUCCACAGUUGCGGGAAAGAGAAUCGCUGAAGACAAAAAAAUCGACAGCAGUUCGGAGGAAGCUUCGGAUAAAUCUUUGAAUGGAAGAUAUUACAGUUACGGAGCUCCUUGGGAAGGCAGGUUUGAUUAUCGAAGGUCAAUACUUGAUAGGAUGGAUCUUCCUGAGGAUAGAUUUGGUCAAUAUGAUUAUUGA